AUGGCCGAGGGCGAGGGCGCUGGCGGAGUCCAGGGCGACCUGGAAAAGGAACUGACGUGCUCGAUCUGUACCGACGUGCUCUACCAGCCGCUCACGCUGCUCGACUGCCUGCACACCUUCUGCGGCGCCUGUCUGAAGGAGUGGUUCGCCUUCCAAGCCUCGACCGCCACGUCGAUACACCCGUACACCUGCCCCUCGUGCCGGGCCUCGGUGCGCACCACACAGCCCAAUGCCACCGUCACCACGCUGCUCGACAUCUUCCUCAAGGCGAACCCCCAGAGCGGCAAAAGCGCCCAAGAGAAGCAGGCGGACCGCGACAGAUACCGGCCAGGCGACAAUGUGCUACCCAAGCUCAGGCGCCGGGAUGAGCGCGAUGACACCCAUCAGCGCAUGCUCGAGGCAGCUCAGCAGCCGAGUCUGAGGGACGCGGGCAUCGCAAGCAGCAGGAGGGCCAGCCGGGAGCCUCGGAGAGAGCGCACAACAAGGGAGCGAAGCCGCAACGGGAGGCGGUCUGCCAGCCAAAAUCCGCCCGGCGCAUCCCCGUCCAGGGCCGUCAUACCGCCCCGCGCCAUCGAGCACCAGUCCAGCCUGCGCUCUCUGCUGAGCGCCUCGGACCUCGACGCAGAAGACGUCGACGAAGAUCUCGUGCGCCAGGUGCUGGAGGAGCUCGUGUCCGAGGGCGUCGACCUGAACCAGAUUGGCACUGCGCAGGAAGACGAGAUCACCGAGAGGAUAGCCGAGGCUGUGCGACGGCGGCAGGCAGAGCGACAUGCCGAAAGACAGCGCGAGAGGAGGGAGAGGCGGGAGCGUCUGGACGACGAAGCUGCGCGCAGGAGAAGGCAUGGACGUUCCGAGACGAUCGUCAAGCCAGGGCAGCUCUCGAUCCGCCACGAGGGUAGAGCGCCCUGCACCUGGCUCGGCUCCUGCAAAUCCGGCGACCGGCGACUGUCAUUCAUCAUCGGAACUCGCUCGUCCAAGGCCACGGCGACAGUCCGAAAAUCAGCAGAGAAAUAG
Alternaria novae-zelandiae is the source of this 1014-nucleotide messenger RNA. RefSeq lists its product as uncharacterized. Gene Ontology annotation, molecular function: ubiquitin-protein transferase activity; metal ion binding. Bases 1 to 1014 code for a protein of 337 amino acids. Gene Ontology annotation, biological process: ubiquitin-dependent protein catabolic process; mitotic cell cycle checkpoint signaling; protein ubiquitination. The transcript has 3 exons. Lineage: Eukaryota; Fungi; Ascomycota; Dothideomycetes; Pleosporales; Pleosporaceae. The record is from RefSeq and is a predicted model, not a curated record. Gene Ontology annotation, cellular component: nucleus.